UGAGGCCAAAGCCUUCAGUGCUGCACUAUGUAAGGAAAAACAUCUACUUAUCUCUUAAUCCCAGCACAUGGUCCUCUUAGGAGAGAGUGCUUACUCUUUUGAAAUGACUGGAUUUUUCUUUUAGUUACUUUAUAUUUAGACAGACCCAGUCCCUGACUAACUAACUAAGUAAGCCAUUAGCAGUUGGAAAACCUUGUAACCACAUAGAACCACAAGCAAGAAUCGAGCUGGCUGAGAUUGCUGAUUCGAAAUAUCCUCUCCUUGGAAGUACUUAAUGGUAACCCUUUAGACGAAGAAUGGAGGUGAGAAGGCCCAGAACAUCUAAUAAAGAACUGGUCUCUUUCUCUAGAAAAAGCCUCCAUUAUCAGGCCCCACCAGUAUUCCUACCAUGUCCCCCCCACUGGAAUUCACCACUGUGGAAGCAGAGUAACAGGUCCAUGAUGAAGCAGAUGCCCCGCCUCAACCACUGGGCCAGAAUCAUGAAACAAUCCGCGCCUCCCUGCACUUGGACCAAAGCACUGCCUUCGCCAUGGCUCCACCAUCUAGUCAGAGUUCCACAGUUGCCCCACGCCUAUCACAAAACAAUGAUGGUACCAUUAUCUCAUCUUCAUCACCAGGCUACAGCAAAAUCAUCCACACUCCACCGAAGCUGUGCACUGAACUCAGCCAAGUCUUUUCCCAGGCCCAAUAUCGGGUCUGGGAAAACUGAUGCGCCAUUAAAAGCUGAUAAACAACAUCUUGUGCUUCCACUUAGCUCCAAACAUCAGCCUGAGUCUCCGUUGUCCCCUGACCACCAGACAGUGGAUUCUUCAGUUGCCUACUGUAAUUUUCCUAAGAUUUACCGACAUCGUGACCAACCAGCUGAGAAGUUACCCAACGUAACCCAGAAAUCUCUAUCUCCACCGCUCCCUAAUUUCCAAAUCUCUGAGGUUCCGCCAUGCAAGAAUCACAGGGCCAAGGCUGAAACUGUCUCCAGUACAUGCUCUGACUUCAAGGAACAGUUCACUCCUGCCACAAUAAACGCCAAGCAUCAGAAUGAAACGCCACUGAAAUCCAGGCAGAGAUACAUCAACCAGAAGCAUAAAGUCAUCAUUAUGCCAUCCUGUGAAAAUCAGUACUGUUCCUGGGCCACAGCUUUCGAAUCUCCAAGUGAAUCCCAACAUUCUAAGACAUCGUGCCCCAACCUGUGCCCGAGGGAAAUGGCAUCGCUGUUAAGUUGUGUUGAUGAUCAGCUAUCCAGGGCCCUCAGUCUAUCUCCACCACCUCUUGAUCAGAGAUCUAGAGGAACACCAGAACCCAGCUCUAAAGAUCAGGGAGAGAAUAUACUGACCCCCACUGUCCAAGCCCCAUUCCCAAUGGAGGUAGAAUGCUGGGAAAUGAUAUCACUAAGAUCAGAGCACCAGGCUUCAUUUGUAACAGACCAGGAUCAUGGGGCCACAUCUCCACUAGCUUUAGAUUCCCAGGAUAAAAAUUUACCUGGACUUGACUACCCAGAUACCCCUCAAAUGCAACUUAAAAAGCAGACUAAGGAAUUAGAGCAGUGGAAGAAGAUGCCACCAAGAACAGGCUAUCUGACUGCCACACAAACAAGCUUAACUGAUGAAAAAACACCUCCACCAGAUACAGAGGAAAUAUUCCUACCUGACUCCAACCAUGAGGCCACACCUCAAAACAGCCCUGACCACCAGGCUAAGGAUAUACCAAACCUGAUUUUUCAAGGCAAAGUUGAUGUCUCAACUCAAACAGAAGAGUACCGGGAAACAAUGUUACUAGAGGGAGAACGCCAGAGCACAAUUCUCCUAGAUCGCGGUGAUGGGACAGCGUCUCUUUUGAGCUCAAUCGUCCAGGAUGCAACUCUUCCUAGCUUUCGCCAGACACCAUACCCAUCCAGCUGUGACCACCAGUUGGAGACUUUUCCAGACACUGACACUCAGUCUUCAUUUCCGUCAGACUAUUUAAAAUUGUCCGGGAAAGCAGAACGCCAGUUUGCAUCUAGCCCCACCUCUCUACCCAACCAUCAAAGCCAGGCUAAAUCUGUAUCAGACUCCACAGAUUUUGAGCAGGAUCAUGCAACUCCAGUGACUCUGAACAAUCAGGAAACAGUUCACCCAAGACAGAAUUAUAGGAUUAAAUCUCAAACAGGUCCUAGCCAUCAGACUGAGAUUCUAAGAGGGACCUCACUCAUGGCACCAAACUCUGACCAUCAAGAGUUGGUUCAAAAUUGGCUCCAACAUCAGGCCCAUACUGUACCCAAAAAACAAUGUUCCCGGGGCUUAAACUACCUCAGACCAUACAUCAUUGAGGGGGGCUCUGUGCCUGAUAAAAUUGUUCAUGCCAUCAUCAGUUCUAUCCCUCAGGAGAAAAUAAAAAGUGAUAUCUGCAAGAGGAUUCUUUGGUGGAAGAUUAAGGAAGCUACAUCUCAUUGGUCUGGUCAAUUCAUUUCCAGUAAAUAUAUUGUUUGUUUAAUUUGUGCUUCCUGGAUUCCAUAUGGCUGUCCCCAUAUUCAAAAAAGGAAAUAUCCAUGUGUAACACAAUUGCUGGCCAUACCAAUGCUGCUGCCUGGUUCUAAGCACAAACUAAACGUGAAAUUUGUCCUCCUAGUGCCGGAGGCAACAGCACGCAACGUUUUCAGCCUCCCAUAUACCUAUUACUAUUUGCAAAAGCCCAUUCACCGCUCUUCAGCCUUUCAUGCAUCUUCCCAACCAGACCCUGUUCUCUCUGAACCUGCAAAGGCAAAGUGGCUUCAUGUCAUCCUUGGCAAGAAUAACCAACCAGGGGGAAGAGCUGGGAAUAGAGGCCGACAGCGAUGCAUAGAAGAAAUGCCCACAAAGAGGCUGAGAAACACCAGAGGAAGGCCAAGGGGACAUCGUAAACUUUUCGCAACUUUGCUAAAAAGAUUUCAAUUAAAACAAAGGUGAAAUUAAAAUAACCAUUUUUUCCCUUUGAAAAGAAAUGAACUUAAAAGUCUUCUACCUAUAUA
Molecule: messenger RNA, 2980 nt
Organism: Monodelphis domestica (gray short-tailed opossum)
Lineage: Eukaryota; Metazoa; Chordata; Mammalia; Didelphimorphia; Didelphidae
Source: RefSeq, a predicted model, not a curated record